Equus caballus (horse) is the source of this 1886-nucleotide messenger RNA. RefSeq names its product ecotropic viral integration site 2B (gene EVI2B). NCBI's taxonomy places the organism in Eukaryota, Metazoa, Chordata, Mammalia, Perissodactyla, Equidae. The record is from RefSeq and is a predicted model, not a curated record. Gene Ontology annotation, biological process: positive regulation of neutrophil differentiation; regulation of stem cell division.
UGCUAAAGACCAUUUUUAAUCUGAACUGAACCACCCCUUUUGCUUCUUAGCCAAAUAACCAAAAUGGCCAGUUAGAACAAGAAUUUAGCAUCCUGCCAAAGAAGUUAACAGCUGAGAAGAAACAUUCUGAAAUGGAUCUCAAAUAUUUCGUCUUAAUUUUGUUUUGCGGACACCUGAAUGAUACAUUCUUCUCAGAGACAGAAGCAACUACAACAGAGAAGCAACCACAGUCUACUUCAUUUGGAUCACCAACGCCAUAUAACUCAGCUAAUUCUCAAAACACAACAGGGAAUCCGUUGGGUCAACCAACACAAUUCAAUAACGUUUCUUCUGAACAAGCAAUACCAACUACCAAAGUCGCUGCUGGACAACCCACACAAGCUGCCUAUGUCUCUUCUGGAAAACUGGCAGCACACACUUCUGCUGGACAACCACUUGCCUAUAACAUAACCAGACAACCAAUACCAACGGCCAACAUCUCCUCCCAACAAACAGCACGACCUGUGUUCACCUCUGUUAGACAACUACCACCAGCUACCCAUACUUCUACCAGACAAUCACCAACAUUUGCCUAUACUUCCACUCAACCACCAUCGUCUGUCCACACUUCUAGAAAACCAACAUCAACGAAUGUUCAUCAUCCACCCACAAAACAAACAACAACUGUCAAACAUCCACCUAGGGUUACACCAGGAUUCAUCAUAGAAACUACAAGUAAGAAAAAUACUCCACAUAAAACCAAUUCUAAUACAAUAGCUGCCAUAUUAAUUGGUGUAAUUCUGAUUUCUAUGUUGGUAACUAUAAUCAUGAUUGUACUAUGGAAGUGCUUGAGAAAACCAGUUAUAAGUGAUCAAAACUGGGCAGGUAGAUCUCCGUUUGCGGAUGGUGAAACCCCUGACAUAUGUAUAGAUAACAUUAGAGAAAAUGAAGUAUCCACAAAACGUUCAUCAAUUGUUUCAUUUAUGGCCUGGAAACCAAACAAAAGCACAGUUUUAGCAGAUGAUUUAGAAAUAAAGUUGUUUGAAUCAAGUGAAAACAAUGAAGAUUCUAACAACCUCCAAACAGAGAAAAUAAAAGAUCACGUAAAUGGUACAUCGGAGGAUAGUGCUGAUGGAUCAACAAUUGGUACUGCGGUUUCUUCUUCAGACGAUGCCGAGCUGCCUCCACCACCUCCUUCCCUUCUUGAUUUGGAAGGACGGGAAAGUAACCAAUCUGACAAACCUGGAAUGACAACUGCAUCUCCUCUUCCAAAAGAUUCCACCAAUCUCCCACCAUCUCUGAACAGUCUUAAUGAAGUCUGUGAAGAUCAUAAUUCUGAGUUCAAACAGUCAUUUCCACCUCCUCCUGAUUCACUUAAUUUGCCUCUGCCAUCAGGAGAUUUUAUGAAAAACCAGGAAGAUUACAACAAUGAGAUCCAGUGUCAAGAGUUCUCUAUUCCUCCUAACUCUGAUCAAGAUCUCAAUGAAUCCCUGCCACCUCCACCAGAAGAACUGUUAUAAAUAUUACAACUUGCUUUUUAGCUGAUUUUUUCAUCCUUCUUAAAGGAUUCCAUCUUUUGUUUUUCUUCAUGUGCUGAAAUAUAUUAAAUAGCAACUGGUAGUCAAUUUUGAUUUUUAUUCAGGGACUACCUGAAAUCUGCUCAAAGCCCAUGUGCAUAGGUGGAACUUAUUUUUUAAAAAUUAUAUAACAGUGAUCUAUUUACUGGCUAUAGUAUCUACCUUUACUGCAUAGUACAUUUUACAUAUGUGGAUGGUACAUAUGUCAAUAACAACCAUUUCUGAAACAAGUAGCCUACGUACACUUAACAUUACCUUAUGGAUUUUUUUUUUCUGAAAAGCUGUAUAUAAAGUUAUCUUGAAUAAAUAAAAUUUUAUUUUUCCAUUUCA